AUGUCAAUCAACGACAUCUAUCUCUAUUGCAGAAUCGAAAAUGACCAGUCGCAUUCAAUAUUCGACAAAUUAUUCGUUGCGACGAGAUUUGGAAAGUCUGGAAACGAAGCGGGCGCCACACCUGGAACGUACAAGAUUCACCCAUUUCCUACGAUCCUGGCUCUUGGGAUCAUUCUCAUUGAAUUGGAACUGGGUGAAGAUCUUUCCGAUAUCAAAAAACACUCCAUGUUCACAUCUAAGAAGGGUCAACCAUUCUAUCUCGCACGGUACCUUCUAAAGGAAUUUCAGAAACACUUCACUCUGGAUUCUGGGCUCAUUCGCGCGGUCAAAUUUUGCAUUGAUCGAGCGCCUUUCUCGCGCUUCGAUACCCUCGACUCGAACGCUCUUCUCUCGAACCAAGAGUUUAUCAAUGUUUAUUAUGAGAAUAUUGUCCGUCCUUUGGAACAAGAUUUAGUCAGAGGAGAUCAUUGGACCUGGGACCAAGUUGAUGAGCUGCGGCCUCCCUCCCAGUGCUCAAUCAGCGCGAGUGACGUCAUUGAGGAGAAGUGGUCCCAUAAAGACACAGUAGAAGAAGCUGAAAGAAGACGCCUGUAUGACUCACUGGGCCAUUCAUCGGUAUCUUAUAUCGAAUAUAGGCGUGAAAUCCAUGCCCAGCUUGAUGUGGUCUUGAAAAAUCUUCCCACCAGGCCGCAGAGCCGCGACGACUUCCACAUCGUCAUUAUAUGUGCUCUCCCAACAGAAGCAAACGCAAUACAAAGUAUCUUCGAUAGACAUUGGGACACCGAAGGGAUAUACCAGUACGGAAAACAAGCGAAAGAUCCUAAAUCCUACUCCACUGGUUUAAUUGGAAACCACAAUGUUGUUCUAGAGCACCAACCGCGGAUGGGAAAAGCCACGGCUGCAAAUGUUGCUGCAGCAUGCUCGAUGAGUUUUCCGAAUAUCAAUCUCGCUCUCAUUGUUGGUGUUUGUGGAGGUGUGCCAUUCCCUGGGACUAAGAAGGAGAUACUUCUUGGGGAUGUUGUCAUUAGCAAAGGUAUCGUGCAGUAUGAUUUCGGAAGACGGUAUCCCGACGGCUUCCGACCGAAAGUUACCAUUGAUGAUCAGCCUGGUCGACCCAAUCAGGAGAUCUCAUCUCUCAUGGCUCGACUGGAACUUAAUAUGCAGCGAGUGAGUCUACAACAGGACCUCGCUAAAUAUCUGGAUGAAUUGGACCGUGCUACGUCGAACCCCUCUGGGGAUUUCUAUCCAGGUCACCUACGAGACAGACUAUUCGACGCAGAAUAUGUUCACAAACUUCAGUUGGCCAGCUGUAACAUGUGCACAACCAGUGUUUUCAAUCUGGCGAUGCAGUCUACAUGCCAAGAUCUCAAAUGCGGGGAGCACAGAUUGAUAGGUCGACUGCGUCAGAACGAGAGAAACAGGCCCUCCCUCCACUUUGGAUUGAUGGGAUCCGGUGACACGGUUUUAAAAUCCGCAGAAGAGCGAGACAGAAUCGCCAAAGAGGCAAAUGUGAUAGCAUUCGAGAUGGAAGGGUCGGGUGUCUGGGAGACGAUGCCUUGCGUGAUUAUCAAGGGGGUCUGCGACUAUGCAGAUAGCCAUAAGAACAAAGAAUGGCAUGACUAUGCAGCCACAACAGCAGCGGCCUCUACGAAGGCCUUCCUGCGACACUGGUCUGAAACAUCAUAUCAAACAAACCACAUCACGAUCAUGGAUAAACACAAUUCUCAAUGGGUGUCGUUCCACAUCCGGGACCACCUCAAGGACGGUGCAGUUACUGUCCAGAACACUGUCAUCGAAGACGGUGAAUUCUGGGACCCCAACGGCCGCCGCAAGUCGCUUACCGAAGAGGAAGUCGACGAGAUCACCAUCCCGGCUGGUGGAAUCGGUGAGAUCAACGCAGCUGGCCGUGGCCGCCGCGGCAGUGAGGGUCGUCUUGAUCUUUUUCACGACGAUGGCAAAAUCUGCGAGAUCCACUGGGAGAAUCGCGGUGGAGAACACAUCAACCUUGUUGAGACCAUCGACCCCAGUGAUGGGUAUAGAGUCGAGUACGGAGGAUGGAGCUCCGGCGAGGGACCCCUCGGACACGUCUACAUCGACAUUACGAAGAUAAAGAAAUAA
Messenger RNA from Penicillium waksmanii, 2118 nucleotides. RefSeq lists its product as uncharacterized. The record is from RefSeq and is a predicted model, not a curated record. NCBI's taxonomy places the organism in Eukaryota, Fungi, Ascomycota, Eurotiomycetes, Eurotiales, Aspergillaceae. Gene Ontology annotation, biological process: nucleoside metabolic process; symbiont-mediated hemolysis of host erythrocyte. The transcript is spliced from 4 exons. The coding region runs from base 1 to 2118 and encodes 705 amino acids. Gene Ontology annotation, molecular function: catalytic activity.